GGGCCUGAAGUGCGGCCCGCGAGGGCAGAGAAGCGGUGGGCGGUGCAAGCGCCGGAGAAGAACGGGAGGCGGAGGAGGAGCCUGGAUGGAUUAUGGCGUCAUAGCUGCUUGGGUGUAUGCGCGUUGGGGAGCCCGGGUUGCUGCAGUAGCAGAAGAAGCUGCUGUCGGGUGCGAAGAAGAGCCACAUCCGACGGGAAGGUGAGGUUGCUGCCGCAGCUCCUCGGACCUCAAAAGGGCCACGAGCCAGUCCAGCAUGCCGCGCAAGGCUUGCUGAGGAAGCUGCGGCUCCUCUAGUCCGAGCGGGCGCGAGAUUUCAUGUAAAAGCAUCAGAAAGAUUGGCAGCCAGAUUGAUGUGAUAUCUGUGGAAAAUGAAUUAAAGCAACAUGACCAAGGCUCAUUUCGCAUUCUGCAAUUAUAUUGAGCAAGUGCUAAAUAGGCUCUAGUUACUCUGUGAUUUUCAGCUUUUCCUUGACAAACCAGAAAGAUGGGAAAAUAAAUUGGCCUUUAACAAAUGCAAUACCAUGCUCACAUCGAAGAGGACAAUAGCCCUCCUCAUGCUAACAUCAUAAGGGCUGCAAAAAGACCAAAUCUCUGUUCUCUUUGGAUGCUUCAAGCAGUAUAAAGAAGUGGCUUCCUCAUGACAACAUGUCAGUGAAAGAUCUCAGCCCCCGACAUAAUACAAAAUCCCGUGUAGUGCAGCGGGCCUCUACUGUUGAUGUUGCCUCUGAUAUGUCAGGUUUAUCCUUGACAGGAAACAUUCAAGAUCCAGACGAGCCAAUCUUAGAAUUUAGUUUAGCUUGCAGUGAACUGUUAACUCCAUCACUAGAUAGGAAGCCAAAUUGUUUUGUAGCAGUGAGUGUAACUACACCACCUCAAGCAUUCUGGACAAAGCAUGCUCAAACAGAAAUUAUUGAGGGCACAAAUAAUCCCAUCUUUCUAAGCAGCAUUGCCUUUUUUCAAGACUCUCUUAUUAAUCAGAUGACACAAAUUAAGCUUUCUAUAUACGAUGUAAAAGAUAGAUCUCAGGGAACUAUGUAUUUAUUGGGUUCUGUGAUAUUUGCUGUACAGGAUCUACUUAAGGAGAAAAGUCAUAGGCUGCACUUAACACUAAGAUCUGCUGAAAAUGACCGUGUCGGGAACAUUACAGCCAUAGGAUGGCAAAUGGAAGAAAACACAGACGAAAGGCCUCCUGUGACCAGAUCUCCUGAUACUAUUAAUGGAAGGACUGUGCUACCAGUUGAUGAAAGUUUGACAGAGUCCUUAGGAAUCCGAUCCAAAUAUGCUUCAUUACGAAAAGAUGCACUAUUAAAAUCUGUGUUUGGAGGUGCCAUUUGUCGGAUGUAUCGUUUUCCUACCACUGAUGGCAACCAUCUGAGGAUUUUGGAGCAAAUGGGAGAGAGUGUGCUCUCUUUACACAUUCCCAGGCAAUUUGUGAAAUUGCUGCUAGAGGAAGAUGCUGCAAGGAUUUGUGAACUUGAAGAACUGGGAGAGUUGUCACCUUGCUGGGAAAGUCUUCGUCGGCAAAUAGUCACUCAGUACCAAACAAUUAUUCUGACUUAUCAGGACAACAUGACAAAUCUUCAUCAGUAUAAAGGACCAUCAUUCAAAGCGAGUAGUCUGAAAGGUGAUAAAAAGCUUGAAUUCAUGCCCACAAAUUUACAUAUACAACGAAUGAGAGUCCAGGAUGAUGCAGGAUCAGAUGAGAAUUAUGACAUUGUAACUAUAGGAGCACCAGCAGCGCACUGCCAGGCAUUUAAAUCUGGAGGUUUGCGGAAAAAGCUACAUAAAUUUGAAGAUGCAAAGAAACACAGUUUUGAGGAAAGUUGCACUGCGACCAAUUCUCAAUCUAUAGUAUACAUACCACAGGAUAUUAUUCGAGCAAAGGAGAUUAUUGCACAGAUCAAUACCCUGAAAACUCAAGUUAGUUAUUAUGCAGAAAGACUUUCCAGAGCUGCCAAGGAUAAAUCAGCGAAUGGACUUGAGAGAACACUUGCCAUUUUGGCAGAUAAGACCAGGCAGCUUGUCACUGUCUGUGACUGCAAGCUGUUGGCAAAUUCAAUUCAUGCCCUGAAUACUGCAAGACCAGAUUAUAUAGCUUCAAAGGUUUCUCCAACAUCUACAGAAGGAGAACAAGUGGUGCUAAGAAAUGACCAAGAUACUUUGGUGGCCAGGUGGGCAGGAAGAAAUAGCCGUUCUUCCCUACAGGUGGACUGGCAUGAAGAAGAAUGGGAAAAAGUCUGGGUGAAUGUUGAUAAAAGUCUUGAAUGCAUUAUCCAGAGGGUAGACAAGCUCCUCCUGAAAGAACGAUUGCAAAGUGAUAGCUGUGAAGAUGUUUUCCUGUGUGAAGUUAGCUGCUCUAGCAAGAAAGGUAAACAAGAUACCCGUGCAUACUGGAUAAAGCCAGAGACCUUAAAUGAAAUCAUCUCAUCUUCAUCAUCCCCACCAUCAUCUUCAUCCAUUUCAUCCUCUGCAUGCCAUUUUCCCAGAAUCACAAAUUGCAGUCCUACUCCUGAAGAAUCCACCCCAGGUGAAUGGAGUGAGGCUCUUUAUCCUCUGCUGACAACACUCACGGACUGUGUGGCCAUGAUGAGUGACAAAGCAAAGAAAGCAAUGGUCUUUCUUUUAAUGCAGGACAGUGCCCCCACCAUAGCUCUUUGCUUAAGCCUUCAGUACCGGAGGGAUGUGGUCUUUUGCCAAACUCUUACAGCCCUGAUCUGUGGUUUCAUUAUCAAGCUGAGGAACUGCCUGCAUGAUAAUGGAUUCCUGAGGCAGCUGUAUACCAUUGGUCUGCUGGCCCAAUUUGAAAGCCUUUUAAGUACUUACGGAGAAGAACUGGCUAUGCUAGAAGAUAUGAGUGUGGGAAUAAUGGACUUGAGAAAUGUAACGUUUAAAGUAACUCAGGCCACUUCCGGUGCUUCUGCUGAUAUGCUGCCAGUCAUUACAGGAAAUCGGGAUGGAUUUAAUGUGAGGAUUCCACUACCAAGCACCUUAUUCGAUGCCUUGCCUCGUGAAAUCCAGAGUGGCAUGUUGCUGAGAGUUCAACCAGUACUUUUCAACGUGGGAAUCAAUGAACAGCAAACUUUAGCAGAAAAGUUUGGCGAUACCUCCUUGCAGGAAAUUAUUAACAUGGAAAGCUUAGUACGGUUGAAUUCCUACUUUGAACAGUUCAAAGAAGUUUUGCCUGAAGACUGUCUACCUCGAUCUCGGAGUCAAACGUGCCUGCCUGAACUGUUGAGGUUCCUUGGACAGAAUGUACAUGCAAGAAAAAAUAAGAAUGUUGAUAUUCUUUGGCAAGCUGCUGAGAUUUGCCGCAGACUAAAUGGUGUUCGGUUUACAAGCUGUAAAAGUGCCAAGGAUCGGACUGCCAUGUCGGUGACCCUGGAGCAAUGUCUCAUACUUCAACAUGAACAUGGAAUGGCUCCACAGGUCUUCACUCAGGCCCUGGAGUGCAUGAGGAGUAUUGGAACACGGGAGGUAGUCAUCCAGAAGAACUUGUGUGGCCUGGUGCCCCUCCGGGAUUUCAGGCUAGAUCCCAGCCUUCUUUACUCUAUUCCUCUAUUAGCGCUAAGCCCCAAUUUACUGAUUGUGUGGCUGUUUCUGAGCAUUGCAUACUUGGUGGCUAAAUUACGUUGCAAAUAAAGUAAAAUAAACCAAGCAAAAAUCCAGUAAAGUGCCAGAAUAUAUAUAUUGCCACCUGGUACCGAUUUGUCGAAAAAGUCUCAUAGCAUUGUUGCCAAGAAUAAUGAUAGUAUGCCUUACAAUUUUGUUUCUAUUGUACUAAACUUGUAAAAUACACAUCUGAUUCUUUUAUGAAAAGGAAUUGUAUUGAGUGCUUACACUGUCAUUGAGCUUCCAGUGCUUGUAAUGUAAGUCCAACAGCUGCCUGUUAUCUCAGCGAUUUAAUCAACCUGAAGAUUAGUUUCUGUAUCAUCUAUUUUAGGCAUUCAAAUCCUCCUCCCCUGCAUUUAUUUAUAACUACAUACAGCUUUGUUUCACAUGUUUCUUGUUAUCCAGAAAAAGAAACUAUGUCUAAAGAAAUUUUUGUAUAUCCUAAAAAAGUGACAGUCUUGCUUUUCAUAUUUAAGUGGUAAGGGGGAAAAGGGAAGGGCUUUGUAACAUAUGUAUCUACAUAUCUGUUCAAGGCAUCUUUCUACUUUGAUUUAUAAGCAUCACUUCUACAGUGUUACAAUCAUCAAUACAUAAAACUGUGGAGUUCAUUUUCUUAUAAAUCUGUUGCAACACAUGAACUUGAAAGCAGUAUGCUGCACACAAUAUAUAGAGUCAGUAUAUUUAUAUGUUUACUUUCUUACUGCAUCAAAAAAAAGAAAGAAUAUAUGGAAAGAGUAGGCUUAACAAUCACCUAAUUCCAUUCAAAUAAUUGGAAAAGUAUUUUUAUAAUCUGUGUGAUUCAAUGCUAUCACAUGUUAAUUAAUAUUUACAUUAAAUAUUGCCAUAAAAUGCACUAAUAGCUCUUUUGGGUUAAUGUUAAACUUUAAAUCUUAAGGUAUGUGAAAGAUGCAAAUGCAUUUUAGUGAUAUCCUGAAUCCUAAUCAUUCAAUUUGUAAUACAAUUAUCUUAAUUUCUAUCAUUAUAAUAUUUAUUCACCCAAAACAUCCCGGUAGCAUUUAUAAAUAACAUCAGUGUAUGCUUAGGAACAUGUAAAGAUAGAUAGAAGAUGGAUGGAUGGAUGGAUGGAUGGAUGGAUGGAUGGAUAGAUAGAUAGAUAGAUAGAUAGAUA
Thamnophis sirtalis is the source of this 4738-nucleotide messenger RNA. RefSeq names its product inositol polyphosphate-4-phosphatase type I A (gene INPP4A). Gene Ontology annotation, molecular function: phosphatidylinositol-3,4-bisphosphate 4-phosphatase activity. Lineage: Eukaryota; Metazoa; Chordata; Lepidosauria; Squamata; Natricidae. The record is from RefSeq and is a predicted model, not a curated record. Gene Ontology annotation, cellular component: cytoplasm.